CAUUCAGGGGGCCUUCGGAAUGGGCUGUCUUGAUAUGGGAGGACUUAGAAAUGGGGAGACCUUUGGAACUUGAGGAGGGGGCUUUGGAAAUGGGGGCAGCAGGUCUGGGACAGGGGCUGGAUUUGGGGGAGCUGCUCUGGGCCGGUUUGGGGGUCUCCCCAUGUGGGUGGCAUGGGAUCAGUGCAUCCAUGUGGGAAAGGGGUUUGGGAACAACGUGCUGGGAGGGGAGGGGGAGCAGCCCCGAGCUGCUCCCAAAUAUUCCUCAUCCCCCUGGAGCUUCCCCCAUCCUGAUCCUCUCCCUUCAGAGCUGGGAAUGUCUCCUCCUGGCUGACAUUCCCGAUGGGAUGGAAGCCCUGACCCCUGACAAGGCCCUGCAGCACAACCCUUGCUCGGCGCCGGCGUCCGCCGCUGCCACCGACGGAAAACCUUGGGAAAACGGGAAAAAUGGGAAUGCAGGGAUGAAGCCCUUCAAGAAGAGGCACCUCACGGCCCCCGAGUGCGAGGCCCUCGCCCGGAGCGCGGAAGGUUCGUCCGCCCUCACGCAGCCCCUGAGCCAAAAACGAGGGAGAGGAGAUGGGAAUAAGGGCCUUCAUCCCACCCACCGGACACGGAGAUCCCAGGGAGGACAAGGCCAGCAGAAGAACAUCCUGGAUUUCUUCGGGAAAUCCCAGAAGCAACAAGCGGGCGGGAUCAAAGAGGAGCCGCGGGAUCCCUUUUUCCCCGGAGCCGACGAUUCCUUCGGCAGCCACACGGACGUCAGCAGCGACUCCUCAGCUUUCCUGGAGGAUGAGGACUUCGUGCCAGCACCCAGGGGAAAAUCCAGGAAACGGCCCCUCACCGCCACAGCCUCGGGAAUUCCCAAUCCGGAGCAGGAUUUGUGGGGGGAGCCCGAGGAGAAGCCGCCGGUUCCUGCGGAGCUCGGCCGGGUCAAGCAGGAACCGGAUGAUGUGGAAGUGGAGCCAGUCCCUGAUCCACACUUCGGGCUCCUGGGCACUCGGAACUGGGAAGAGCCUCAGGGAAACCUGGAUGAGCUGCCCGUGGAAGUCCUCAGGAACAUCUUUGCCUUCCUUCCCGUGGCUGAUCUGUACCAGAACCUGAGCCUGGUGUGUCGCUGCUGGAGGGAGAUAGUCAGGGAUCCACUGGUAAGGAAUUCCCUGGGAUGAAUUCCAGCCCUGUCCCUUCUCCUCCUGCUCUGUCCUGUCUUAUUGUGGCUCCUCGCAACCAUCCAUGCUUUGCCUGUCUCUCUGUG
Neopelma chrysocephalum (saffron-crested tyrant-manakin) is the source of this 1249-nucleotide messenger RNA. Its product is annotated as F-box DNA helicase 1-like. Gene Ontology annotation, molecular function: protein binding. Lineage: Eukaryota; Metazoa; Chordata; Aves; Passeriformes; Pipridae. The record is from RefSeq and is a predicted model, not a curated record. The transcript has 3 exons. The coding region runs from base 51 to 1163 and encodes 370 amino acids.